Messenger RNA from Tachyglossus aculeatus (Australian echidna), 1508 nucleotides. It is a transcript of the gene SPATA6, whose product is annotated as spermatogenesis associated 6. NCBI's taxonomy places the organism in Eukaryota, Metazoa, Chordata, Mammalia, Monotremata, Tachyglossidae. Gene Ontology annotation, biological process: motile cilium assembly; spermatogenesis. The transcript is spliced from 13 exons. The record is from RefSeq and is a predicted model, not a curated record. Bases 41 to 1477 code for a protein of 478 amino acids. Gene Ontology annotation, molecular function: myosin light chain binding.
UCGUCGGUAGCGGGCCCCGUCCGGGGUGGGUCCCGGCCCGAUGCGGCCGUUGAAGGCGCUGCGGCUGGCCCUCCUGCUCCACGUCCGCUGCGUGUCCUGCCCAGGAGCAAGGCUGAAGGGCCCGGAGGAGCUGUGUCUUCUUGUGCGAGUGCUAGGCCAGUGUCAGAAGACCAGAUGCGUCCCCGCCGUCUUCCCCCUGGUCUUCAACGCAGAGAUGGUGUUUGAAAAGGUCUUCCCAGAAGCCGUGGAUCCCGGAGACGUGGUCGCACAACUCGAAGAUGAUUCUGCUGUGUUCGAGUUGGUCCAGCUGGUUCCGCCAGAUGGAGAAAUCCUGUCCACGUACACGGAAAACACGAAGGACUUCCUGUUUCCGGGGCCGAGGUCCACAUCUGGCCCGCGUGAGGUUCACAUGACCAGGAUGCCCGGCAUACGGGGUGCGGAGCCGAAGCUGGAAUUCCGCACCACCUCCAGCAUCAGCGAAUGCCUGAUGGAGCCGUGGAGGGUUCCGGCCCAGGACCGGUGGUCACACCCUCGGACGCCUCUCAGAGCCUCGCGAGCGAGAUCGCCCUCCGGGCCCGCGGCCAGCGCCCCCGCACAGCCCCCGUCGCCUCUGAGGGGCUACGAGCGGCCCACCCUGGCCUCGGUGUCACGGUCGCCCUCGCCCUACACGAGGCGCCGCAUGUGUGCGCUGGCAGAGGAGACGGGCCGGCGGUUAGCACACCUCCACCUGGGGCCCUUCGAGUUCAAGCGGGACAGUGCCCGGCCACCCUUUAUCGUCAGACAUGUGCAGCCGCCCAGCCCUGCGGCCGACUUCCUCGGCUCCCCCGCCAGAGACUGUGCCAGAGACAGCAUGAGAGACGGCACGUCUGGACUCUCCGGUGACACUUUCCUCCUGGGAAGCUAUAGACCGAAGCAGGCCAGGACACGCCGGUCAUCGUGGGGUGGCGAGUCUUGUCCAGCCCCCUGCGACAGCCGGUGGGAAGAGCCGUGGACCUCGAGCCCAGCUGACCGGCAUUCUCCUCGUGCCGGGGCGGGCCAUCGGUCAGCCGCCCAGGAGCCCUCUCAGAGUCCUGUGCUCCAUCGGUCUUCUCUCAGGGAAAGGUUCCUGUCCCAUUCAGCUGGUCCUGCCAACUCGGAUGAGAUCCACCAGCGAAUCAAAUGUGUUCUGAGGCGUCACCGGGCAUGGCAGAGGCCGGCGGCAUUUGAUGAGAGUCUCUCCGGGAAGGAGGAAUUGGGCCUGAGAAGUGGUGUUCGGCGGAAGGCUACCUCCUGGUCAGGGCACUUGGAAUCCAGCUCUCCCCUGCGGCCGUGGGCGGCCGUCUCCCAGGACAGCAGCAGUGAGUGGCAGACCAGCCGGGAGGCCACCCACCAAAAGAAGUCCCACCGAGCCGUGUUUGCAGACAACAUGGGGAAGAUCUACCACCAUAUGUUCAGAAACGCCUCCGCUAUGCGUCCCAUGAGGCAGGCCACCUGCUAAGAGCCCCUCAAUGAAGAAUCCGGUGGUCGAC